CGGGAGACGAAUUUAUAAUGUCAAUAAGCCGUUGUGAUGGACAAUAUAUAUAAUUACGAAAGAUCACAAAGCUGCUAUUUUAAUUUCCACUGCUGUUAUCAUACACUUCCAGUUGAUAUUUAGUUGUCAUGGGUACGGGAUGUGAUAACAACAUAAACAGCUAUGCUUGUCGGAACUUCACGCGCUUAAACGGCAAAAUAAUAUUAGUAAUUUUGGAAACUGUUGUUGGUACCCGGUCCUUACCUAGCAUUUUUAAGUUGGAUACGUUUUCUACAACUGAGUAACGGAAUAAAGAAAUGGCAAAAGCAACGACAAUAAAAGAUGCUCUAAAAAGAUGGGAGGAAAAAUAUGAAAUGAACCCUGCGGAUGCGACAGAUGUUAAUUUAUGUUUUCAGUGGCCUUUUAUAGAAAAAAUGGACAAUUCAUUAGCUGUCCUGGUUAACUGCAGGAAACUUUCACUGUCUACAAACAUGAUAGAGAAGAUUGCAGGUGUGAGUACACUGAAAAAUUUAAAAAUUCUUUCUCUGGGAAGAAACUACAUUAAGGCUUUCUCAGGACUGGAAGGUAUUGGUGACACAUUAGAAGAGCUAUGGAUAUCAUACAAUUUCAUAGAAAAGAUUAAAAGUGUUUCAUUUUUCAAGAAGCUGCGAGUGCUGUAUAUGUCAAAUAAUGUCGUUAAAGACUGGAGUGAAUUUAACAGACUACAGGAGAUUCCACAUUUGGAGGAUCUACUAUUUGUUGGGAAUCCACUGUAUGAUGCAUUAGAAGAGGCUCAGUGGAGAGCUGAGGCAACACGAAGAUUACCUAAUCUUAAGAAGCUGGACGGGGAGCCCGUUAUUAGGGUGGCCGGGACUGCACCUGCAGCCGAUGCAUCAGCUGAUUAGUGGAGGGAAACCAUUUGCACUGCAAAACUAAAUAAAGCCUUUGCUCUAUCAGUAGCAGUAUUGUUAUUCUUUCAACAAUGUCCACGUGAAAUAUAGCAGCCUCAAAAUGCAGCGUAGAAUUUUAUUUUCAAGCCCUGCCAUUAAAAGAAAACUAAGUAAUUAAGGAGUGAAAGGAAUUGCACACACUCAAAAAUACUUCUAUUGAACAACAGCCUCAUACAGUGGGAUGUCUGGAAAAAUACUCAUAGGACAGACAAGCAGUAGUGAUUUAUGUGAAAAGCAAUGUAUUGGUUACUAAAAUGAAAAUUAUAAAAAUCUGUGUGCAUCUAACUUUUGAAAUGUCUUGUUGAGGUGUCAGAAACUAAUUCCAGAUUGGACACUAUAGCAUGCUCUGGUAAUUUUAAUGUAUUAGUUAAACAAGUCGAGUUUGUCUUGUUAUACUUUCCAUGAAAAUAUAGAUAUCCGAUAGGAGUAGACAACUUUAAAGUAAGCUUUGUA
Messenger RNA from Schistocerca gregaria, 1382 nucleotides. RefSeq names its product dynein axonemal light chain 1 (gene ODA-Dnal1). NCBI's taxonomy places the organism in Eukaryota, Metazoa, Arthropoda, Insecta, Orthoptera, Acrididae. Gene Ontology annotation, cellular component: cytoplasm. Bases 297 to 884 code for a protein of 195 amino acids. The transcript is spliced from 5 exons. Gene Ontology annotation, molecular function: protein kinase binding. The record is from RefSeq and is a predicted model, not a curated record.